Vicia villosa (hairy vetch) is the source of this 759-nucleotide messenger RNA. Its product is annotated as nucleobase-ascorbate transporter 6-like. Gene Ontology annotation, biological process: transmembrane transport. NCBI's taxonomy places the organism in Eukaryota, Viridiplantae, Streptophyta, Magnoliopsida, Fabales, Fabaceae. Gene Ontology annotation, molecular function: transmembrane transporter activity. The record is from RefSeq and is a predicted model, not a curated record. Gene Ontology annotation, cellular component: plasma membrane; plasmodesma. The transcript is spliced from 6 exons. The coding region runs from base 1 to 759 and encodes 252 amino acids.
AUGUCUCAACAAGAUUCAGAUUAUCGCUCGGAUGGACAAAAACAAUCCGAUGUGCAUGAGGAGGAGGUCCCAUCCUCGAAGACACCACUAUCCAGUGCGUAUGAGGAGGAGGUGGACGCACCCACAGCCACACCAGCGGCCACACUAUCUUCGCAUCCAGUUGCAAAGAUACUGCCGAACAAAUCUUAUUGCGGGAAAGCAAAUUUGGUAUCAGGGAUGAUAGGGACUGGGAGUGGAGUAUCUACAUCUAUAGAAAAUGCGGGAUUGAUAGGGAUGACACGAGUUGGUAGUCGUAGAGUUAUCCAGAUAUCAGCUGCGUUUAUGAUAUUUUUCUCCACUUUUGGAAAGUUUGGAGCUUUGUUUGCUUCUAUCCCAGCUUCCAUAUAUGCAGCAUUGUACUGCAUUUCAUUUGCAUAUGUGGGUUCGGGAGGCCUCGACUUGCUUCAGUUUUGCAAUCUGAACAGCUUCAGAGGCAAGUUUAUUAUGGGAUUUUCUAUUUUCAUGGGGUUCUCCAUACCCCAGUAUUUUGUGGAGUACGGUCCCGUGCGUACUAGAGCGAGAUGGUUUAAUGAUGUGGUCAGCAUUCCAUUUUCAUCUGGAGCGUUUGUUGCUGGUUUGUUGGCGGUCUUUUUGGACUCGGUUUUGCUUAGGAGGAGUGAUAGCCGGUUUCAUAGAGACCGAGGUAUGCAGUGGUUAGAUAGGUUCACCUCCAUGAGAGGUGAUAGUCGGAGUGCAGAGUAUUAUUCUCUACCAUUUUAG